This is a messenger RNA of Centrocercus urophasianus (Greater sage-grouse), 2349 nucleotides long. RefSeq names its product CDC42 effector protein 4 (gene CDC42EP4). The coding region runs from base 664 to 1572 and encodes 302 amino acids. The transcript has 2 exons. NCBI's taxonomy places the organism in Eukaryota, Metazoa, Chordata, Aves, Galliformes, Phasianidae. The record is from RefSeq and is a predicted model, not a curated record.
CCUUCUCGGAAACGCCGAUCCUUGGAGCGGCUCCAGCCGCACCUCUGGGCUCGCUGGGACGGGGCGAAGCGGCUGCUGAGUCACAGAGCGGCUUGAAAUCCCCCUUCAGCUCUGCUUCCUGCAGUCGGGGGUGGGCCAGGGUUUCCCAGCCGUCCCAUUCUACACUCCUGUAGUGCUCAGCACUCCCAGGGGACGCAUUCUGGGCAUCCCGGGGGCUUUCUCAGCUCUGCAACUUGAGCACGGGGCUCAGAAGCCUGUUGCGAUGUGGGACGGCGUUGCCAGAGCCGAGCUGGGGGGGUGGAAGCCACUGGUGGGGACGGGGAUGCAGCCUGCGCUGCCCUAGCUUGACCCCAGCAGCCCCGGUGUCGGUAUGGAUGUUUCCAAGUGCCGAUCUAUAGGCUGUUAACGCGGGAGCUGAGAUCGUUAGCUGUCUGGGGGUGGAAACUGAGGUAGGGAGAGGGGCAGGGAGCGGCACACCGAUCUCGGGACACGCAGUAAACAAAUCUGUUUUGGAUGCGGCUCCCUCGGAGACCGUGGAGCAAAUCCAGCUGAGGUUUAAUGCGGGCAGUGACCCACUGGUGAUGCCGGGUGCGACCCCGUGCGUGGAGCAGCAGCCGUGAGCAGCAGCCGUGCCCGCUGGCCGUGCUGCCCACCACCAGCACCAUGCCCAUCCUCAAGCAGCUCGUCUCCAACUCGGCGCACUCCAAGCGGCGCUCGCGGGCCGACCUGACGGCAGAGAUGAUCAGCGCACCGCUGGGGGACUUUCGGCACACCAUGCACGUGGGCCGGGCCGGGGAUGCAUUCGGGGACACCUCGUUCCUCACCAGCAAGGCCGGCGAGCCGGAGGUAGGUGAGGAACCGGGGGCUUCCAAGCCGGGGCUGCUGUCCCGCCGCUUCCGCAGCAGCAAGCGCUCGCAGUCGGUGACGCGCGGUGACCGGCGGGACAUGCUGGGCUCGCUGCGCGACUCGGCGCUCUUCGUGAAGAAUGCCGUCUCCUUGCCGCAGCUCAAUGAGAAGGAGGUGGACAGGAGCGCGGGGCAGCUGCCCAAGAGCCUCUCCUCCAGUCCCGUCAAGAAGAUGCCGGAGGAGAUGAGCCCCGAAGAGCAGCAGCGUCUCAACGGGGCGGCCGCCGGGCCGCUGAGCCCCGGUCUGGAUGAGCGCGACUUCGGGGACAUCACGGAGCUGCCCGUUGUGGUGGCCAAGAGCGGGGCUGGCAUGAAACACGCUGAGUCCAUCAUGUCCUUCCACAUCGACUUGGGGCCCUCCAUGCUCGGCGAUGUGCUGAGCAUCAUGGAUAAGGAGCAGUGGGAGCAGGAUGAAGACCUCGAGGCGGAGGAGAGCCGUGAGGAGGGGGAUGUUGCUGUACCCGGUUCUCCAGGGGCUGCGCAGAGCCAGAGUCCAUCCCGCAGCGCCGGCGGCCCCAGGGACAGCAGUGCAGCAUCCAGCUGUGCCUCGGGGCCGGGGGAGCGCAGCCCCCUCCCAGUGGGGGCACAGAGCCAGCGGGGCCCUCCGAAGCGCCCAGACAAGGAGUUCUCCUUUGCCGAUGAAGAUGAUGAUGAGAUCAGGGUAUAGGGAGGGCAGUGAGCUGAGGGGACUGGUUCUCAUUUGUGAUUGCUUGGACACAGGGAUGGGUGACCCAGUGCUGGGGCUGGCAGCACCAGGAACACUUUGCUCCUCUCCCUCCCGGAGUGCCGGUGCCAUCCCAUGGUGAUAGGAUAGUGCUGCCCUGGGAAAGCUCCAGUGCCUCCAUGGACAAGAAACAGACUCAAUCUUGGUUCUUUCUGUUGGACUUUGGAUGCUAGUGCUCUUUUUUUUUCUUUUUUUCCCCUGCCCACGUAAAGCAUUAUAGGAUCAAACAAGAUGAGGCUUUGAAGUUUUAGUCCCUCUAGUAAUAUAUAUAUUUUUUUCCACCAUAAGGUUUUUACUGCUCUCCGAUUUGUACUUAACUUUCUUUACUCUUGCUUUUGUUUUUUUUUUUAACGGAGGGGACAUUUCCCAUGAGGAAGGACUCAAACUCAGAGCCCUGGGACAGCUGGCAGCUCUGGGUUUCUUAGGGACUUUCUGCAGUCUGAGAGCCGCUGCCUUUGUGCUGCAGUGGGGACUUGCUCCUCACGCAUCAGAUGGAUGCUCCAUCCCAGCAGAGACACACUCCAUACGGCCCUGGCACCAAUUGUGCUGGGGACACCAAUAGGACCGUGGGUCUGUGCCCUGGGAAUGAAUGCCAGGGACCCCCCAGUCCAGCAUGCUGGUGGCUGCUGCCGUGGGGCUGUGCUGGUGCAGACAGGUGGAAGGAAAAGGUUUUAUACCGUGUAUGUAAAAAUGUGAAGAAUAAAGGAAAUGUUAGUGACA